This is a messenger RNA of Aspergillus ibericus CBS 121593, 1029 nucleotides long. RefSeq lists its product as uncharacterized. The transcript is spliced from 3 exons. Lineage: Eukaryota; Fungi; Ascomycota; Eurotiomycetes; Eurotiales; Aspergillaceae. The record is from RefSeq and is a predicted model, not a curated record. Bases 1 to 1029 code for a protein of 342 amino acids.
AUGGACUGCCUGGGGAUUCCUGUUGACCACCGGCUUCAAAAAAUCAUUCAGCGGUUACGGGUACCAUCCUUCUUUGAUGAGAGCUCACACCUUGUUACCCUCGAAAACUUCGGAAGGACCUUGUUAUAUGCCGAAAACAAACAGCCAAUUUCAACUGAUGAACUUAAUCACGGUCUGGAGCUCGCAGGGCCGGGAACCAAAGGAGGUCUUCUAAUCGCCUUGUACCAACCUCCGGAAAAUCAAACAUUCCAUAACGGCUAUACAGCAGAUACGUCUGCCUGCCGCACAACAGAAGCAAUACGACAACUACUGCUUGUUUCUAGUGGCGGGCAAAUGACCCUCGACGACAUCAGUGUAUUUGAUACUCUGCCGUACUACCCCGAGGGCUCAGACGACGCCGAACUUGUGAAGGACGCUGAGCAUGCUUUUAGCCAGAUGGUUAAACUGAAGGCGCCAGAUGUCGUCGUGUGUUCUUACCAGAGUGAUUCAGUGGAACCUCUUGUCAGUGGAUUGCAAAGCAUAGGAGUGGGGAAAGUUUUUAAGGAGCCAAAACUUCGAAUCACCGAUGAUUGCACUACUACACGAGUGAACGCAUUCCAUCCUAGCUACGCCGUCAACUAUCAGCGAAGCUACAGUUGUUUCCGCAGACUUCUUCUCCUGGAAUAUGUGAAAGCUUUUUCUCAUUUAUCAAAGGAACGUUGGGAAGAAGAAGAAUGGAUGAGCAAAUUGCGCUCACAGUGCGUCAACCUCGCCAAAAAGCUUUAUACCUAUCAAAAGCCGCGAUGGCCCAUUAUUGAUGAGAAUCGUUGGAUUGCUAUUCUCACCGCAAUCCAGCUGAAUUUCUCCAAUCUGGACUAUUUCAGGUCCAAACUCGACUCAGACAUAUUUCUAAAAAAGCUUGUUGGCAAUAGUUUAUCCUGGAACUGUGCUGACGCAUCGCUUUUCCUUGCCGAAACCGAAGAGAAAUACGCAGACGGUCCUAAUAAGGCCCGGAUUGCUCAACUAUUAUCAGGCGCUGCCUACGGCUAA